Hyaloperonospora brassicae is the source of this 753-nucleotide messenger RNA. The record is from the annotation of a GenBank genome assembly. NCBI's taxonomy places the organism in Eukaryota, Oomycota, Peronosporomycetes, Peronosporales, Peronosporaceae.
AUGGCCACUACGACUGCUACUGCUACCGCCACUACGACUGCCACAGCGGACAUGCCGCCGAACCACACGCUGUACGUGAACAACCUGAACGACAAGAUCAAGGCCGACCGCAAGAAGGCCACGCUCUACGCGACGCUGUCGCAGCACGGCAAGAUCCUCGAGAUCGUCAUGGGCCGCGCACGGCGGCUACGGGGCCAAGCGUGGGUCACGUUCGACGACAUUGCGAGCGCGUCCAAUGCACUACGUGCGACGAACGGGGCGAUGCUCUUUGAGAAGCCCGCGGUGAUCGCCUUUGCCAAGGACAAGGCCGACGUCAUUGCCCGGCGCGAGGGCACGUUCGUCCCGCGCGAGAAGCGGCCGCGCGAAGCCCCAGCGGCGCAAGCGCCGGUCGCGAAGAAGCCGACGGACGCCAAAGCGGUGGCAACAGGAGCGGGGGCAAGCGCUGCUGGUGCAACUGCAGCGGGUGGGAGCGGCUCGUCGUCGGUGCUGCUGCCGCCGCCACCGCCGUCGCAGAACGUCCCGAACAAGAUUUUGUUUCUACAGGAGCUGCUCGAGGUGUGCACGCAGGAGAUGCUGAGCGUGCUGUUUAAACAGUACCAGGGCUUUACGGAGGUGCGUAUGGUACCAGGCAAAAAGGGACUGGCGUUCGUCGAGUUUGGCGACGAGGCGCAGGCGGCCAUUGCGCUGCAAGGACUGUUCGGCUUCAAGCUCACGCCCACAGAUACACUCAGGGUCUCGUUUGCCAAGAGAUAG